Vitrella brassicaformis is the source of this 1793-nucleotide messenger RNA. Lineage: Eukaryota; Vitrellaceae. The record is from the annotation of a GenBank genome assembly.
GUCGUUCAGCCGUCGCUUCCUGCAAUGCAACAGGACGAUAACAACGGGGCCGCUCAUCUGCAGGUCAGUCACCAUCACCCUCAGGGUAGUCUCCGUCCAUUCAUUGACUGUUUUGCAUCUGUGUUGUCUGUGUGUGAUGCAGUCGACAUGUGGCGAUGAUGCCCCUCGUCGGCUCCGAGAGGAGAAGCAUCGCAUCGACACACUCUACCAUACCAUAGAAACAGAAGAGAGUACAGCCGGUUGGGCCGUCCACUCAAGCAGCGAGUAGAGCACUGAACGUAUGUGGUGAUGCUUCUGUCGUGUCAGUUGACCGUUGAGAGUCCCGCCUUGACGGGCGGCGAUGUGUGUAUGGUGCUGGGCCACAUGACGCGGGGCGGCGACAGCCUGAAGGAGGCGGCCGACUAUCUGAACGGCAUAAGUUCCAUUUCUCACGCACACGGCGGAGUGACAGAGGUACGGGCACACACAGACAAACAGUCCAUGAUGGACCUGGUGCACUCGGAGGGUUUCCUGCUGUGUGGGGAUGCAGCAGGCGGUGUUCACGGAGGUGUUCAAGAAGCUGACCGAGGUGUGUCUGACCAUCAUGGAAUUGGGCGAGGCCGACACCUGCGGCACCAGCGACAUGAUGCACCACAUGCUCGACAUGAGCGACCCUGAGGUGACCCACCCACCGACCCACCCACCCACCCAUUCGCAGACCGACAGACCGCCCCACUGUGAUGCCCUUUCUCUCUGUAUGUGAGGUGCACUCGCUGGCCACUCAGCUGCACACCACGCUGGCCCACACAUUCGGCUACGCCCCCAACACCCCCCCACCCCUCACCAACACCACCACCACUACCACGACGAUGACCCAUCAACAGCAGCAGGGCAGCGCCACCCCGACGUACCAGGAGUACCAUCUGUUCGACCACGACGACACCCCCAACCGCUCGCUCUCACUCGGCAGCCGCACUGUGGGCGGGCCCUUUACUCUGGGCGGCAGUGAGAGAGAGGGUGAGGGCGACCGACAGAAUGGGGAGAGGGCGGGCAGCCAGAGAGACGGGAGUUUCUUGUGAGGGGCGUGUGUUGUGCGCGUGCUGCCAUCUCUCUGUCUGUAUUGUGUGUGUAUGCUCGUGGAGGGAAGAGAGGGAGCACGUGCUUGUGUGUCUAGACAGGUCAAGUAGUAUGCAAUAAAUGUCUCUCACUUUGCAUACAUGUCUGCGCACGCCUGUAGUUGGAUGGUGUAUGCCUCGAAUUCCUCUCUGUGUGCACACGCCUGCGCACGCCUAUCGUUGGAUGGUAGUAAAUGCAUGUCUGCCUGUGUGGAUGGAUCGUGUGCAUGUGCGUGUGUGUGUGGUAUGACGUGACUAAUGCGCAAUUGCGUAGUGCACUGCCUUAGUAUCCAAGAAGAGGCGUGAGUGAGGCCAGACAGAAAGACAGGUGGCGCGUUGUCGUCACGACGUUCGUUCGUACCGGGAAUGAGAUCAGAUAGCCAUGCUGGCUGGAACUGGAUGCCAUGCAUGAGCAUGCAUGAAAGGGAGGGCUCUGCACAACUGCCGUCGUGUGUGCCCAAGACGACGCACAGAGAGAGAGAGAGAGAGGAAGGACUGUAUACUGUUCUCGCUACAACCGAUUAUAUCUGUGUGUGCCUGUUCAUUUUUUUCUUCGCCGGCUCCCUCCACACACUCGAUUGUGCUUGUGGAGGAGAGGAACCGUGACGGGCGCGCUGCGAUGGAACGACAGGCUGUGUGAUUUGGACAGACGUGAACGUCGAACGGAGUUGUGACUAGUCUCAUUGAUGCCUUUGUGUG